Messenger RNA from Peronospora matthiolae, 804 nucleotides. The record is from the annotation of a GenBank genome assembly. NCBI's taxonomy places the organism in Eukaryota, Oomycota, Peronosporomycetes, Peronosporales, Peronosporaceae.
AUGAUCCGCUCGUGUAGUUUGUUGAGAAAGAAAAGGAAGGAAAAUCAGUACUUUCGCGUUGAAGCAUCGCCGCCAGCCACUUCUAAGUACGGACGUCAGGCACCAGACGCAGCACACGACCACGUCUCUGGUCUUAUCGGCGUCCAUUUGAAGCAGUACUUUGACGACCCGACGAUCCAGCUUGUAGGGGCCAUUGAAGGAGAGGAGAAAGAGGACGUGCACUUGGUGCUCGAGUACGGACGUGAUUUCGAGCAAACGCUCGAGACGUUCGAGCCGGACUUGGUCGUCUUUGGCGGCUUGCAGCUCGCGGAAGUUGAGCAAGAUGUACGUGCACGGGUCCUGCGUCUCGAAGCACUGGCCGGGGUGUUGCAGAAUUCGUAUGCAGUUGACACACCCACGCACUAUGAGUUUGCUGCGGUGUCGGACUUUGGGCUGUUUUCCGACACGGUGCGCUUGGUGCUGCCAUGGGUGGAUUCUAUCGGUCUGAACGAGCAGGAGCUGUUUAUUCUGCACCACUUUUUAGUGACGGGGAAAGAAAGCACUGCGACAGCGUCUCGACCGACGAUUGCUGAGAUUAGUGCACAGUUGCACGACAUUAUUCAGUUUGCAAAGGAUGCGAGAGAGACGGUUGAGACAAGCAGACGGGGGAAGGAGGACGAUGGAAAGCACGAGGUGACGGUGGCGUUAGCGCAUUUGUCACGGAUUCAUUUCCAUACGCUGCAGUUUCAUGUUGUAUGCCAGAGGAAGAAGGGUAUCUGGGAAGACCCGACUUCAGCAUUGGUGCAGGGCGUACUGAUUCGUUAG